Molecule: messenger RNA, 2399 nt
Organism: Ochlerotatus camptorhynchus
Lineage: Eukaryota; Metazoa; Arthropoda; Insecta; Diptera; Culicidae
Gene: Pif1
Product: Pif1 DNA helicase
Exons: 3
Coding region: 170-2149 (659 amino acids)
Biological process (GO): DNA repair; telomere maintenance
Molecular function (GO): DNA helicase activity
Source: RefSeq, a predicted model, not a curated record
GCAUCGUCGUGCGGGUUGUGGCCGAAUCGCGCUUAAAUGUAUUCUCUCGGAUUGAUCGUGGUUCUUUUCGUUUUCGUUGGACGUGUCUGCUGUUGAUACAGGUUCCUGUCUUUCAAGGAAAGGACAAGAAAGUUUUUUUUUGCGGUUGUUGUGAUAAUUUCGAGUUGAAAUGGAUCCCAACAACGCUAGCCUAUCCUGCGUUGCAACCAUCGACUGGUUGAACACUCAGGGAACCACCAUCAAGAAAUUGGCCUACAAACAGGCCACCCUCCGUCUGGUCCGGAAUACGUUAAAGGAAAUGUUUUUGGAAAUUUCCGCCGAAAAGAUGAAGGCCAUUAAAUUAAAAUUAAAAGGAAUUAAUGUCCACUCUAAGUUCAUGGCAGAAGGCAAGGCCUCUAUUCGCUUUAAUGACGAAAAAUGCACCUUAUUCUUAUCUAACGCGCCACCGGGGCUGCUUGUUCAAUUUUUGAAGGUGAUAUUCGUCAAGAUUACCACGGGCCAGACGUCCAAUGAAGAAACCAAAGAGGAAAUGCUGAAGAAAACCCGUGCUCAUUUGCUGUCGGAAAAAGCAAAUCAGUUCGAUGAUAUCAGUCCGGUUACGAAUGCUGAGUUGGCCCGCGCGAAGAAGCUGGCAGUGGGUAAUGGUUCCAGUACAACACCUUCGGCACAGCAAAAACGUAAACGUAUUUCCGGUGAGGAGCAAAGACCUCCUCCAAAGAAGCUGUACGUUCCGUCUCCCCUGACCGGUAACAUGGAAGUUGUAGAAGUACUGAACGAACAGCAGAAGAUGGUGCUGGAAGCUUGCAAUUCAGGACGUAGUGUAUUCUUCACUGGAUCUGCCGGCACAGGUAAAAGUUUUCUCUUAAGGAAGAUCAUUUCGACACUUCCACCGGAUGGAACGGUGGCGACCGCUUCGACUGGUGUCGCUGCUUGCUUGAUUGGUGGUACGACUUUGCAUUCAUUCGCCGGAAUCGGAAGCGGUGAAGCUUCGCUUCAACGGUGCUAUGAGAUGGCCUCUAGGCCUAACAGUGCUCAGAUCUGGAGGAAAUGCAAACGAUUGAUUAUCGAUGAAAUUUCCAUGGUGGAUGGAGACUAUUUCGAGAAAAUCGAAGCCGUUGCUCGUUAUGUUCGUAAAACCGACAAACCGUUCGGAGGAAUCCAGUUGAUCCUGUGCGGGGAUUUUUUUCAGUUGCCCCCAGUCGUAAAGCAGGAUAAGUUCUCUCGAAAUGCUAUGUCGCAGGAUGUUGCUGUGCCGUUGGUUCGAUUCAGUUUUCAAUCGAAAGCCUGGCGCGAGUGCAUUCAGAAUUCGUACGAGCUUUCCGUCGUUCACCGACAGAAGGAUCCCGAAUUUGUCUCCAUUCUAAACAGUAUUAGAAUCGGUCGUGUAACACCGGAAAUUCGCGAUCGACUGGCGGCGACUUCCAAGCAGCAAAUCGAAAUGGAAGGCAUUCUCGCCACGCAACUUUGUUCCCACACCAACGAUGCAGAUUUGAUCAAUCAAUCGAAGCUUAACAAUCUCUCGGGAGAGGAAAAGACUUUCCAUGCAAUCGAUAGUGAUGCCUACAUGACGAGGCAAUUGGAUCAACAGGUCCAAGCGCCUGGUAAACUUACACUUAAGCUGGGUGCCCAAGUGAUGCUAUUAAAGAAUCUCAACAUUGCCGAAGGCCUGGUAAACGGUGCUCGUGGAGUUGUGAUAAAUUUCGUCCAAGGGUACCCGUUGGUGAAAUUCAAGAAACGUGAACUGCUAGUCAAACCGGAAAAAUGGUCCAUCAAAACGGCGGGAGCCGUCAUCAUUAAUCGUUGUCAACUGCCGCUGAAACUAGCUUGGGCUUUCUCAAUCCAUAAAUCUCAAGGUCUGACGCUGGAUUGCGUCGAGAUGUCAUUGUCCAAGGUGUUCGAAGCGGGACAAGCCUAUGUGGCCCUGAGUCGAGCUCAGAGCCUGGAGAGCCUGCGGGUGCUGGACGGUAAACAAGUGUGGGCCAAUCCAACCGUACUGGAGUAUUAUCGUGAUUUGCGCCGGCAGAUCCGUGACCGUGAGCUCAUUACUCCGAUGGCUGUGAAAAAGAAGGAUGGUGGACUGAAGAAGUCUCUUUCCUCGAUAGGAUUGACCAAGUCGAUGAUGGCUAAACCACUUGUGACGAUUAACUAGAUGAAUUUUGAUUCUAAGCUUAGGCAUAAUUUUAUUCAUUUUGUUCAUUUGAUUUCAACUUUCAUAGCUUUCGUACCUUAAUUUUAAAGGAAAUUCGCUUCGCGUAGCGUACAAGCAAGUGCAUUCGACAUAUAACUAGAAGAAUUUGUACUUAAUGAUAAUUGACGGAAUUAGUGAUAAGUACCAUCACCCUAUUUAGAUAAGAAGCAAUCCUAACCUUGAACUUAUAACGAAAAUUAAAAGAGCAGUA